UCGAUGUGAAAUGUCAAAGCGACGUGACAAGCUCCCGUUAGGCGCCCUCAUUCUUGAAAAUUCUCCGUACGAGUCACAACUGCCUGGAUUGUCAAUCGUGUUUGAAACUCCUUUUUUUCCCUUCGUCUGAGUGACAAAUCAUGGUCUAUCUGGUGCGGAGCAAGGACGAUCUCGACCAGCAGCUGGCUCAGGCCCAAGACAAGCUGGUGGUGAUCGACUUCUAUGCCAACUGGUGUGGCCCCUGCAAGGUAAUUGCCCCCAAGCUGGAGGAGCUGGCCCAGCUCUAUUCCGACCGCGCCGUCGUCCUCAAGGUCAAUGUGGAUGAGAACGAGGAGAUCACCGUAGAGUACAACGUGACCAGCAUGCCGACCUUUGUCUUCAUUAAGGGCGGCGAGGUGGUGGAGCUCUUUGUCGGCGGCAAUUCCGACAAGCUGGCCAAGUCCAUGGAGAAGUACGUAGGCGAAGUGGUGGAGAAUCCGGAUCAGAGCAUCCGCGGCCAUUCCUCCAGCCACUUGGGCGGCGGAGCGUCUCUGAACGACUCGGAGGUGGACAGCAUCAGUGCCGGACCGAGCGCCACCAGUGGCAACAGCUGCGACGUCGGCAUUUGUGACCUGGGCGAUCGCGAUCCAGGACGCGCAGUCCCCGAGGCGAAGGGCGCUGCCUUGGAGAACUGAUUACACUGGAAGAAAUAUGCUGAUUUUCCCCUACACACCCACACUUCAAACAAAAGACUAUGCCAAUGCAGGCACUCUGACUACACUCCCCCACAUACAUACUUAAAUGGAAGGUAUACACAAUAAUCCAAAUACUAUAACCUACAUCCGUUACAUCCUGUUCUGCUUUGGAUUGUUGCUAGAACAUAUAGAUUAUCUCGAAUGCUACACUAUACACUAUACCACUAUACAGAAGACAGAAAACGACACCACUACUCGAAUGCCAUACUGAAUGCUAACGUCUAUUGUAACACUGACCACCAUCCCAUCCGGAAAUAUGUACAAUCGACUGCUGCAAAAAUUCAAAGAGUAUUGCUGGUUGCUGUUUUUAAUAAACUACAAAAAAUGGAUUGUUGCAAAA
Messenger RNA from Drosophila ananassae, 1074 nucleotides. Its product is annotated as thioredoxin-T. The record is from RefSeq and is a predicted model, not a curated record. The transcript has 2 exons. Gene Ontology annotation, molecular function: protein-disulfide reductase activity. NCBI's taxonomy places the organism in Eukaryota, Metazoa, Arthropoda, Insecta, Diptera, Drosophilidae. Bases 141 to 674 code for a protein of 177 amino acids.